This is a messenger RNA of Nothobranchius furzeri (turquoise killifish), 2441 nucleotides long. RefSeq names its product zinc finger protein 276 (gene znf276). Lineage: Eukaryota; Metazoa; Chordata; Actinopteri; Cyprinodontiformes; Nothobranchiidae. Gene Ontology annotation, biological process: regulation of transcription by RNA polymerase II. The record is from RefSeq and is a predicted model, not a curated record. Gene Ontology annotation, molecular function: zinc ion binding. Gene Ontology annotation, cellular component: nucleus.
UAUUUCCUUUGUUUUAUUUCGGUAGCACUUCCGGGUUCUAAUGUUUACAUCUGGUCGCAGCUUGUUAGCCACGGAGUUUUCUUUAUUGUAAAAAGGAACUCUGUUGUUAUCGCAAAAGAAAAUGUGUUCCGAGUGUUAGGAUCUGUGCACACUCACGUGGCACAGGCAGCAGAGCACACCUCACAGGAUCAGCUGCUGACACACAAUAAACGAUGAGGAAGAAAAUCAGGCGUCUAAAAACAUCAGAGAUUUCACGUCUGGCCAGUCGGAUCCAAACAGCAGCAGAUGUGAGUGAGGACAAAAAGCUGUCUGGCAACAGAGGAAAACCCUGUAAGGCCAUUUCUUCAACCACCUACAGCUUUUGUGUUGACGGUAUAGAAACGGACAAGGCCGCUGCCUCAGACCUCAACAUGAAAAGUGCAAACGAUAUGCAGAAAGAGCAAGAGAGCAAGACCAGACCUUCAGGCAGACUGUCCACUGCUGUCUGCCGGCUUUGCCACGGAAAGUUCUCCCCACGCAGCCUUCGGCACGCCUUCAACAGAUGGCCUCAGGAUUCUCUGGAAAUGGUUGACGAGUCAGACGCCACGUCCCAGCCUCCUCUUUUGUUUCAUACAGAUUUCCAGAGGUUGGUUGGGGUCCAACUGGACCGUGACCCCCGACUUUCAGAGUUUAUCUGUAAAAAAUGCUUUGCAAAGUUCUACAAGUGCCACAAUAUCCUGAUCAGGUUCCUGCAGAGGGUCAACCUCCCUCCUGUUGGAAAGGAGAACCUGCAAAGUCGGAAGAAUUCAAAGUGUCAAGAGUCUUCAUUAAUUCACAGCUCCGGAUCACCAUCGUCCAUUACAUCUGAUCCUAAGUGCCUCCACAGUCUGGUAUCCUGGGCUCACCAUCACGGAGAAGCAUGCCGUUCCUGCCCUGACCUGAAGGAGGUGCUAAGGGGGCAGUGUUGGGGUUCUGUGAAAACGGUGUGGGGAUGCAUCGACGGUCACAGAUACAUUAUGGACACCACUGCAUCCUACCCGACCCACACAGUGAACUCUAGCAGGGGAGUGUUUAAAGUGGAUAACAGUGACGGAGGGAUUUCAGGGGAGGAGGAGCCAGGACAACGGGAUGAGGAAGAAGAACCUUGUGGGAUUGAAAGGACAUCAGCAGGAGAUUUAGACUCUCUAGUUGAGCAAAAUCUACUUUCAGGCACAGCGGAGACGCAGAACACAGCACAGGAUGAGUGGACCGGCAGCAGUGAAGGCCGUAAGGAGGCGAGGAGUCUGACUGCUGCACCGCUGCAGGACAGGGCUGCUGAUAGCGAUCUGUCUGACAGGGCGAUUUCUGAGGAUGAGCUUGAGAACAGAAGAGGUGGUUUGUCGGAUGAAGAGGUGUUUGAGCCGCACUCACACAAGAGAGCUCGCAGACUGAACAUCAAGAGAAGACAAAGCCCAAAGUCUCCAGAAGAACCCAGAGCCCGAAAGAAACCUGGACCUAAACCCGGCUGGAAGAACAAGUUCAAACCAAAAGGAGAAGAGCUUCCCAACAUCUAUAAGUGUCCGUAUCAGGGCUGUACGGCCGUCUACAGAGCUCCAGACGGCCUAAAGAAGCACAUAAAGGAGCAUCACGAGGACAUGAGGGAACGACCUUGCCCCCAUCCCGGCUGCAACAAGGUUUUUCUGAUCGACCGCUACCUGCAGCGACACGUCAAGCUCAUCCACACAGAGGAGAGGAACUACAUUUGUGAUCAGUGUGGUCAAACGUUCAAACAGAGGAAACACCUGUCGGUUCACCAGAUGAGGCACUCAGGAGCUAAACCACUCCAAUGUGAGGUGUGUGGAUUCCAGUGUCGCCAGAGGGCGUCGCUAAAAUACCACAUGACCAAGCACAAGGCAGAGGCGGACCUGGAGUUUGAGUGCCUGAUGUGCAGGAAGCGGUUCGAGAAAGCCCACAACCUGAAUGUCCACAUGUCCAUGGUCCACCCCCUGACUCAGGUCGAGGCCUCGAGUGGCAGCAGCCCCCAGCUGCAGCAGCACGCCGAGCUGCAGACCAUCAGUCGGACUGGAGAGGUGGUCCAGCAAGACCAGGACAGAUGACAGCUGGGGGUCCAGGUCUGCUGAAAGGAACUGAAACAGUGAGCAGGGACGUAUCUGGACCUGCUACACAGUGGUUGACUAAAACAUCUGAGGCCUUUUUGUUACUUCAGUUUAACAACAAGACCCAUUGAUGGACUUUUAUCUGUUAUUUACGAUGCUCUCCUGUAAAUAAAACAGGACUUUCAGGAUUGUUAUGGUCAAACAAGCACUUCCUAAGCAGAAAUACAACCCAGGCGCGGGCAGCUCUUAAUCUUUUGUCUUCCAGAACGCGACACAGAAGCAGAUCCAGAAGAACACGAGUAAAUUAGCCUAUUAUAGCAUAUUUCUGCUUUGUGUAGCUGCCUCUUUGCACAUUUUAAAACUGCU